Messenger RNA from Akanthomyces muscarius, 222 nucleotides. RefSeq lists its product as uncharacterized. The transcript is spliced from 2 exons. Lineage: Eukaryota; Fungi; Ascomycota; Sordariomycetes; Hypocreales; Cordycipitaceae. The record is from RefSeq and is a predicted model, not a curated record. Bases 1 to 222 code for a protein of 73 amino acids.
AUGCGACUCAAGGAACAAAACAGCUCGGAAAUCUCAUUGUUUCUCGAUGAUGCUGCCAGAAUUUUGCAAACGCACUUGCAAACCAUCAUCUUGGCACCCCUUCAGCUGUAUUCCUCGCUCCUUAUCUUCACACGCCAGAAAAGUAAGGUAAAAGCCUUUUUUGACGAGUCCAGAGAUAAAGCAAACUGGAUCUGCCUCGGGCCCCAGAUUCAAAACAACUAG